This is a messenger RNA of Chelonoidis abingdonii (Abingdon island giant tortoise), 1545 nucleotides long. NCBI's taxonomy places the organism in Eukaryota, Metazoa, Chordata, Testudines, Testudinidae. The record is from RefSeq and is a predicted model, not a curated record.
GGGAGCUACAGCUGCAGCUACCGGCCCCGGUCCGAGCCCUUCAUCUCCUCGCAGCCCAGCGACCCCGUGCAGCUGGUGGUAGCAGAUCCCAGCUUACCGAGACCCUCCAUCUCCCUGAGCCUCACUUCGGUCACUGCCUCAGGGGCAGGCGCCACCAUCCGGUGUCAGGGGCAGCGCCGGGACGUGAGGUUCUUCCUGCACAAGGCUGGAGACCUGAACUUGCAGCGACAGAUGGACCCGGCUGGUGACGGGGCCGAGUUCCUCAUCCCCACCGUGGGCCGGCAGCACGGAGGGAGCUACAGCUGCAGCUACCGGCCCCGGUCAGAGCCCUUCGUCUCCUCGCAGCCCAGCGACACUGUGCAGCUGGUGGUAGCAGGCUGCUGGCUGGCCGGGCACAGCGGGGUGUGGGGAGAGCCCAGCUACCCCAAACCCAGCAUCUCCAUCAGCCCCAGGUGGGGGGUCUCCCUGGGGGGAGCCGUGACCGUCCGGUGUUGGGGGCAGCGCCAGGACAUGCGGUUCAUGCUGAAUAAAGAGGGACGCCAUUUCCCACCUGUGGAUUCAGAUGGGUUUGAGGCUGAGUUUUCCAGCAGCAAUGUGCGCCGGGAGUAUGGCGGGAGCUACAGCUGCUCCUAUCACAGCAGAUCGGAGCCGUUCACCAUGUCAUACCCCAGCGACCCCAUGGAGCUGGUGGUGAGAGAUCCCAGCUUACCCAGACCCAACAUCUCUCUGAGCCCCACCGGGGUCACUGCCCCAGGGGCAAACGUCACCAUCUGGUGUCAGGGGCCGCGCCGGGACAUGAGGUUCUUCCUGCACAAGGCUGGAGACCUGAACUUGCAGCGACAGAUGGACCCGGCUGGGGACGUGGCCGAGUUCCUCAUCCCCACCGUGGGCCAGCAGCACAGAGGGAGCUACAGCUGCAGCUACCGGCCCCAGUCAGAGCCCUUUGUCUCCUCGCAGCCCAGUGACACCGUGCAGCUGGUGGUAGCAGAGCCCAGCUACCCCAAACCCAGCAUCUUCCUGAGCCCCAGCGGGGGGGUCUCCCUGGGAGAAGCCGUGGCCAUCUGGUGUAAGGGGCAGCACCAGGGCGUGCGGUUCGUGCUGAAUAAAGAGGGACGUCAUUUCCCACCUGUGGAUUCGGACGGGUUAGGGGCUGUGUUUCCCAUCAGCAACGUGAGCCGGGAGGAUGGCGGGAGCUACAACUGCUCCUAUCACAGCCAAUCGGAGCCGUUCACCGUGUUGGACCCCAGCGACCCCGUGGAGCUGGUGGUGAGAGAUCCCGGCUUAUCCAGACCCUCCAUCUCCCUUAGCCCGGCUGGGGUCACCGCCCUAGGGGCAGACGUCACCAUCCAGUGUCAGGGACAGCGCCAGGAUGUGAGGUUCUUCCUGCACAAGGCUGGAGACCUGAACCCGCAGCGACACAUGGACCCUGCUGGGGCUGGGGCCAAGUUCCGCAUCCCCACCGUGGGCCAGCAGCACAGAGGGAGCUACAGCUGCAGCUACCGACCCCUAUCAAAGCCCUUCAUCUCCUCUCUGCUCCUAAUGUGA